Molecule: messenger RNA, 6250 nt
Organism: Planococcus citri (citrus mealybug)
Lineage: Eukaryota; Metazoa; Arthropoda; Insecta; Hemiptera; Pseudococcidae
Product: fibroblast growth factor receptor 2-like
Exons: 6
Coding region: 435-5156 (1573 amino acids)
Biological process (GO): protein phosphorylation; positive regulation of kinase activity; multicellular organism development
Cellular component (GO): plasma membrane; signaling receptor complex
Molecular function (GO): protein binding; transmembrane receptor protein tyrosine kinase activity; ATP binding
Source: RefSeq, a predicted model, not a curated record
GUAAGAUUUUGCAUAUUAUUUUAUUUUUAUAUUUUAAAGAUUCGGCCAAAAUAGUCAAUUCAACAUUUAUUCUAAAGGAGUCCAAUUUUUAAAAAAGAGGGUUAUUUUUCGUAUCAAAUCAGACCAAUGAGAGCAAUAAGUGCCAUGUAAUUCAUUUUUCUCCUAUGUAUUGUUUAUACUUUUGGAUUGGUUGAUUUUCAUUUGUUUCGACGUAUAAUAGGUACUUCUACGGUUAGAAUGUCUCUCAUUAUUUACGUUUUUAUUCCAGAUACCUACUUAUCGAUAUGAAGCUAUAAUCAAUUAAAACCAUUCACCUGCCUCAAUUUUAAUGUAGUAACUGGGAACAUUGAUAUCAAAGAACCAACUAAAAUGGAUUUUGAUACUUUCAUACUUGAUUGAUCGACUACAUAAUUGCAAAGAGGACUAUUAAAAAAAUGUAUUUCAACAGCCAGCCGCCAAUCGAGUACGUUUCAAUUUUUUUAACGAUUUUGCUGGGCUUACAACCAGAAAGUGUAAGACUGUUAUCUAGUCAGGCUAAAGUAUUCUCUGACAACAGUACACUAAAAUUGAAUAAGUUGGCCAUAUCUAAAUCUUCGAUUUUUGUUGGUGCAGUUAACCGUUUGUAUCAAUUAUCAUUUGAUCUUGAAUUGUUAGCGAACAUAACAACUGGGCCAUUUUCUACAAAUUCUUCAGUUACAAAACCUGGCUAUAAUGAGAAAGUAAUCCCCAAAUCAAUGGAUAAUCAUAACAAAAUUUUGCUGAUAUAUGAAGAUGGACUUAAUAGUCAACGUUUAAUAGCUUGUGGAACGCUUCAGAACUGUAGUAUAUAUUUUUUGGAUGAAACAAUAAUUUCAGAAUCAAACGUUAUAAACGUAUUUGAACCAGUUGUGGCAAACACUCAUACUGCAUCAACUAUAGCUUUUAUUAGAAAUUUUCUAUGCCUGGUAGAUGACAGAUACGAGAGCAGAAAAAUUCUAUGGAUAGCGCAAUCUUAUAGUAAUUUCACUGAACCAUUUGAAGUGCCAGCUCUUGCUGUGAGAAAUUUUCCUUAUUUCAAAUUGAGUGAUAAUUGCAGCAAGAUUUUAGUUAAUGGCGAAUAUCGCGAUAAAUACGCUGUAAAUUACAUUUACGGAUUUCAGUCUCUUGGGAACGUCUACUAUAGCAACAUUUUAACAACUCAGCAAAGUUCUGCAACAGAAACAUCUCCAUAUAUUUCAAAAUUGAUUAGGAUUUGUAGUAAUGGUGACGGAAACGAACUCAUAAACAGGUAUGCUGAGAUUCCAAUUGAGUGCAUUGUAGAAGGAGAACGACCCUAUAAUUUGGUGCAGGCAGCAUAUGUACUAAUACAACCUUUUAGUUAUGAUAAACAUGUAUACAGAGAAACCUUACUAUUUGCGAUAUUCUCUCAGAGUGAAACUAUGAACUCACAGAAACCAAAUAACCGUAGUGCCCUAUGUAUCUAUUCACUGAAACAUAUUGACAAAAUAUAUAAAGAAAAUAUGAUGAACUGUUUCGAUGGAAAGGGAAAUGCAGGGCUGGAAUUUAUAUCACCUGUAAGACAAUGUAUAAAACACAGUAUUGAUGAGGAUUCCUGUCCAUCAGGCAUAAACUUCCCCUUUGGUGGGAAUAUUCCUAUAAAAGUGUUUUCUGUGCUAACAUUUGAUGCACAUCUGACUGCAAUUGCAACAAGACGUUUGCCAGAGAAUUCCCACAUCGAUGUGUUUGUUGGUACAAGUACUGGGCAUUUAAAAAAGAUCAUUGUGGAGAACAGUACUAGUUCAUGCGAGUAUGAUGAUGUAACAGUAGAUGAGCGGUCCUCAGUAAAUGCUAAUCUCUUGUUUUCUCCUUCAAUGGAUGAUGAUGAUGAUGAUGAUUUGCUAGUGAUGACUGAACAUAAGCUUACCAAAGUUAAUUUAGAAAAAGUGCAAAUAAAUUGUAUUAUGUUCAGUAGUUAUGAUGCUUGUGUACAAUCCAACACAACAUGCAAUUACUGGUGCUCACAUACUAACGAAUGUACGACUACUAAAUGCGGCUGUAAUAUCAGAAUAGGUUAUUGGAAGUUGAUGUACAAUUCCAUAAAAUCAGAAAAUUUAUCAAUUAUUCAGCCACAUGAUUCAGAGUACCUUCAACAUGACAUUUCCACCCAUGUGAAAUUGAGAUCCAGUUCGGAUAAAUUUUCUAAAAUAUUAUUACAAAUUAAAGAAUUUCUUCAUUGUCAGAUUGCUGAUGAAAACUUUAACAUUACUUCUAUAGCAAAAGUUGCUGUUGAAUCAGGAAGUGCGUAUACAGUUAACUGCACUUUUCCAAAUUCUUCUCUUGCAGUACCAUCUGGCAGUCAUAAUUUCAGCUUAACAUUGUCAAUUAUAAUUACUGAUAAAAAUAUUCCAUUUGUUUGGAGUACUAACAUUUCAUUUCAUGAUUGCAACACGCACACUUCUUGCCUUGUGUGUACUGAAUCAAUGUCCCCAUGUUACUGGAGAACGGAUGAACAAAAGUGCAUUUUCAAGCACGGUAUAAAAAAGCAUAAAAAGACUGGCAUUGUUUCCAAUACUCUGGCCAAUUCAUGUCUGCAUCCUGCAAUUCCCGCUAUUUCUUCUUUUUGGCCAACAAAAGCAGUGUUUGAAGGAAGCACUUUUAUCACCAUUCGAGGUGAAAACUUGGGUUAUUCAUUGAAAGACAUAAUGAAUCCAAUUACAGUAUCUGGAGUACCUUGCAUACCAAUUGAGGAUCAGUUUGAACCAAUGAAGAAAGUCGUAUGCUUCAUUAAUCAAACCAGUCCUCAGAAAGUUGAAAAAGGACCAUUAUUUGAAACCAAUCAAGCAGUUAGAGAAGGGCCAGUAGAAAUGAUGAUCAAUUAUGUGUUGGUAAAAUCCAGAGAAAUCUUUACUUUUGCUGUUCCUAAAAUUCAUUCUGUUUAUCCCCAUCUGGGGUCUGUAUCUGGUGGUACAAAUCUAAUCAUUGAAGGUGAAUAUUUGGAUGUAGGUAGAUUGAUUUCUGUUCAUAUUGGAGAAAUACCAUGUAUAAUAUUUUCACUUGAUACUGCUAAAAUAGAAUGUAUCACCUCUCCAUGUUAUACUUGUAAUGAGUUAUCACAAGAAGUUGUUAGCGUUACCUUUGGCCAUGUUUUUUAUAAAGACAAGUAUGCAUUCGGGUACAUUAACAACUAUAAUCAUGGCAUUGAUGGUUUCAACAAAAAACCAAAAAGUAUCCCUGCUGGAGGUAUUGCUACCAAAACUGGAUUUCAAGAUUCUGCAUAUACUGGGAAGAAGUACUUCAUUCAAUGUGAAAAAAGUUCUUUCAAUGGCUCAUGUGAAAUACCUUCCAAGUCUGCAGACAUAGUGUGUAAGUCACCUUACAUUCCAGAUAUCAAAAGUGAUUCGAUAAAUUCCGAAUAUCCCAUGUCAUUGAAUUGCACAGUAAUUUGGAUAGACAGUAGUGAUUUAUACAAAAGUAUUGUUAUUGGCAAUGUUCUUCUGUCUUUAUAUCCUAAUCCAGAAUUUCAUAACUUUUCUACCAAAUUUGAGGAGUUCACUGGAACUGUGUUCAUCAUUAUCAAAGGAAAUGAUAUAGACAAAUCUUGCCAAAUAAUGGACAUUCAUGUGAAGGCUGGAAACCAUAGCUGCAGUAUAAUUUCAUUGUCUCUAAAUGAAACGAUUUGUAUUCUGAGGAGGCUCAACUCAACAUCAUUAACAUUUAAAGAUGAUUUGGAUCAAGCACGUGAAGAAUUGGAUAAAAUUGAAUUUAUAACUGUGUCAAUUGGUGAACAUUUUGAAGAGAUUGUUUUGAAAGCAAAUACAUCUGCAAACAAUUCAUCAGUAUCAAUCAUAAUUUAUAUUGUAGUUACAGCGUCAGUAUUUAUCCUCAUAAUAAUCAUAGUUGGCAAAGUAUACUUGAAAAAUUCACAAACAAUGAAGCAAAUGCAACGCAGAAUGAAUAAAAUGGGCAUGGAUGCUAUCUCCAUGAGACAUGGCAUAAAGCAAGUGAUUAUAGAAAAUAAAAUACAACUGGAUGGACAUCUAGCAGAUGUGCUGAAUUUACCUAAUGUCACGAUUGAAGUUAACGCUUCAUAUGAAAGUCCCACCACUGAAAUGGCAACAGCUGUUGAAUAUCUUUUACCACUUGAUGAGAAGUGGGAAUUUCCGAGGGGUUACUUGACUCUAGGAAAGCAUCUGGGGGAAGGAGAAUUUGGAACGGUUGUUCAAGGGGAAGCUAUUGGUAUCUUGGAAGAGAAUGUUAUAACUACUGUGGCAGUUAAAAUGUUGAAAGAUUCCCAUUCAGAUUCAGAUAUGAUUGAUUUAGUUAAAGAGAUGGAAGUAUUGAAAUUAAUAGGAGCUCAUGAAAAUGUUCUUAGAGUUCUUGGCUGUUGCACCCAGAAUGGACCAUUGUUGAUCAUUACAGAAUUUGCUCAAUACGGAAAUUUAUUGCAUUUCCUUCGGAAGCGUCAUUAUUUCAUCUAUAAAAAUACAUCAGAAAUGCUGGCUGAACACACUUUACUAACUUUUGCUCUUCAAGUUGCAAGAGGAAUGGAAUACCUGGCAUCUAAAAAGUGUGUUCACAGAGAUCUUGCUGCCAGAAAUAUUCUGGUAUCUCAUGUUUUUGUGUUGAAAAUAGCUGAUUUUGGUUUGGCCAGAAAUAUUCAAAGUAAAGAAUACUAUAAAAAGAAGACAAAGGGUAGGUUGCCAGUAAAGUGGAUGGCACCAGAGGCAUUAACGCAUUUGCUGUUUACUAUCAAAUCUGAUGUGUGGUCUUAUGGAAUACUACUAUGGGAAAUACUGACUUUAGGAGGUGUCCCAUAUCCUGCAUUUACAGACAUGGGCAAAUUAAUCAAGGAUUUGAAAUCAGGUUACCGCUUGGAACAACCUUCUAACUGCUCUUCUAAAACGUACAAUUUAAUGCGUGAAUGUUGGCAUUACUUACCUGAAGAACGCCCAAAUUUUUCUUCAAUUGCUCAAGAGUUGUGUGAAAUGUUACCGAGUGAAGUGCUUGAUCAACAUGCAUCCGAAAACUUCUGGUCCAAUAGUAACGAGUCCAACUCUAGCAAUACUAAAAGCGAGUCCAACUUUAGCAGUACUGAAAGCGAGUACAACUCUAGCUAUACUGAAAGCGAGUCCAGCUCUAGUGAUAAUGAAAAUGAAGUUGACAAUUUGUUACCUUAAUGAAUAAGAAUUCUGGUUUCAAUUUUGCUAAAAUUCAAGCUCAUAUUGUUUAUAUAUUGUUCAUUUAUUCUUAAACUAUUUCUUAGCUAAGUACCUUAGUAUCCAAUGAGUGAGUGUUUUUACAAAUUUGUUGGGAUGAAAUUUUUCAUCAUAUUUUUUUUUUUUUGAGUAAAUGAUAGUGAUAUUACCAGGAUACUGUCGAUAUUUAGAAUAUUUAAGAAUAUGUCAUUCGACCAACCAAAAUGGCUUUACGUUUUGGAGGAGAAUCAAUAAUUUCUAUCAUGACUUCAUGACUGCUUUUGGGUCUACUUAUGUAAGAGAUUGACUCAAUUUCAAGCUCAAGAUUUGUCAAAAACCCUCAGACACAUUUUGAUUUGUGUACAAAUAUGUCUCACUUUCAGACUCAAAUUUUUCAGAAAUUCUCAAAAAAGAAAACCAUCUUGAAAGUACUCACUUUCGUAAAUUGCAAAUUCUCUUUUAAAUAAUUAACAAAGGCUGUUUUAUACUGCCACUUUGAAAAUGCUCACUCAUUGUACGACUUUGAAAAAACAGAAUUAACUUUUCUGACUUCUUACACCCAUAUCUACAAGAAGUCAACUGGAUUUUUGUGCAUCAAAUUGCUAGACAAAUUUUAUGUUUUCUGAGGCGCUUUUUGCCUCUUGGACUAUGCACAUUUGCAUAAGAAAAAAAAAGAGUAAAACAUAUUGUAACAUUUAUAUGUAUGUACAAAGUUUGGGAAACUUGAAGGAUUUUGAUUAAAAUGUCUAUUGUUAGAAUUUUUCAUUGUUCUGAAACCAAUUGGAAACUUGAGUUUCUUUUUAGAAAGCUAUCACUUAAUUUCUAGUUUAUGUUUAUCACAGCGUAUUAUUUUUAAGUAACUUAGGUAUUGAUUUAUGUUUUAUGUAUGCAUAAGUAGGUAUUCUGCAUUCAUGAUGAACUUAUCUCUCAAUAAAAUGUUGUAAAAUUUUGGAACAUUUCUAUAAUGGUUCGCGUGUAGUUUUUGUCAUCUUUUUCGCACAUUUUAACCAUCAUAAAAAACACCUUUUACAAAUGGCAUGUGAAUGAAUCCUGAUUGCAGAACCGUCAAGAGUCGA